AGCGCUCAACCCCUGCGUGUCAGAGACCGAUAAGGGAGAUGGCCCAAAAGAUAACUGCUGGCUCUGCUUAGGGAGAAGCUGGAGACUUUGGGGUCCCAAGAUAACCCAAAUCCCCCCGCAGGCCGGGCCCCUGCGCCCCACAGCCGGGCUGCGAGCAGAGACAGGAACCGGGGCUCGGCUGCGGCUGCAACGUUUCCUGUUUUACAGAGUGAGUAAAAUAGCGAGAGCAGCAAAAUGAGGUGGUUGGCACGAAGAUGGCAGUUGGAGCGUGUUCGUGCCCGAUAACCCCUCGCUCACCCCACUCCUCUGCAGCAGUCGAGGGGUAGGACGGGACCCCUCGGGCCAGGGCAGAGGACCUUGCAGUGGACAGGGCAGUCACAAACCAGCAGAGCUGCGCCCAACAUGAUCAGCCAGCCUGAGAAGGCACGGCUACGGCACCGGCACGCAAGCGAGAGCUAUGAUGAGAAGUGCGAGCGGCGGCAUGAGACACGGGAGAACCUGCGGCGGCGAAACAACGUGACAACCUGCCGCCGCCUCGGGAGGGGAGCGGAGGAGCCAUCGCAGACCCCCCGGCAAAGGGAGUUCCUGAGAAGGAGAAACCUGGCGAGCGAUGCUGUGAGGACACCGCCAGGACAGGAGCCCAAAGCACGUGUCCCCCCGGACACCUCCUCACGGGUGGAUCCAAGACUGUCCAUCCUGCUCCAGCACCCACGGAGCUGCCCCACGUUCCCCCCUGCGCACUCCCCGCUCAGCCUCAGCGCCCCCCUCGGCGUUUCAGUAGAAGCUGUCCCCAAGCGCGGUGCCUCUGUGAACACCCAAGGAACCCAGACCCUCACAAAUCCAAGCACAGGCGUGAAAGACUCGAGCCAGCAGACAGAUUGUGGAAUAGCAGUUUUAAAUAAGGAAAUGGUGCAGCUGUCCAACUACCUGAAGGAGGCCCUGCACCGCGAGCUGCUCCUCAAGCAGAAGAUGGUGAUUUUGCAGGAGCUUUUCUCCACGCUGCUGCAGGCGUCUGAAAAAUCCUGGCAGGGUCAGCUGAACGAAGAUAAACUGAAGUGUAAACUAAGGGCACUUGAAAAUCAGCUGCAGGCCUGCACCCAGAGUUACUCAAAGGAGUGUGUGAAGAAGAUCCUGAUAGAGAUGGAGGACCAGAAACAGACCUACGAGCAGAAGGCAAAAGAGGCUCUUCAGAAGAUGCUGGAAGACAAGCUCCAAACAGAGCAGCAGCUGCAAAACUCACAGAGAAGCCUGGCAGCAACGAGAGAGGAUCUGGCCUUCUGGAAAGAGCACUACACCAUGCUCAAAGCCGAACUGACCAAGAUGACCACGACGCACACCGAGCUCGAGAACAGCUUCCACAAUUUGCAAAGCGAACUGCAGCGAGCAGCCGGGCAGAAUGAGCAGCUCCAUCAGGCCCUGCGCAGCCUGCAGAGCGAGCACGCCACGCUCCACCGGCGAGCCAGCGCCUUGCGGGAGGACAACGACCGGAAGGCAGAGCACAUCAGCACCAUCGAAGAAAAAUUGCAAAAAGAACAAAAUCAGAAGGUAACACUGGAGGCAACGGUCAGCCACUUGCACAACUUGAUACAGAAACAGAGCAACGAACAGAAGAUCCGGGAGAUGACAGUGCAAAGGAAAGACCAGGUUUCCACCACGCAGACCCCACCUCUCACUCCUGCCAAGGAAAAGCAAAACGCUCUGUUAGAGCUCCCCGAGGAGGAGGGAGAAGAAAGUCUGAAGGAUGAGAUGCAGAAAAGGACAUCCCAACUUACAGCAAAGGAAAAUGAGGUACAUAUGGACAUACAGGUAGCAGAAGUGAAAAUCCCCCGUCACUGCAGUGACAGUGCACGGGUGAAGCGCUGCAGCUGCUGCGGGAGCUCUGCUGGUCUUGGUGCGUACAAGAGUGAGGGGAUCCCUCCUGCUAACAGCCCCUCGCUCUGCUUGCAGUGCAUGGAGCUGCGCUCGGAGCUGGAGGCCCUGAGCGAGGAGUACCGCUCCUGCCUGACCAGGCUGCGCCAGUGCCGGGACGAGCUCAACCACUUCCAGAGCAAGCAGGCAAAGAGACGGCGCGGGCACUGGAUCCCUCUCCUGGUGGCUGUGAUAGCAAUGGCCAUAGCCACCUUCCUCGCAACUUACAGACCAUGAAGGACCUUCUCGAUGACUGACCUCACUGCAGGAACUGACUUCUGCUUCACCAGCAGCAACACACCCUCGCUGCAGUGCACCUUCUGCUAUUUCCUACUUGUUUGGUUCAUAUCCUGAGCUGGUCUCACUCCAAACUCCCACAGC
Chroicocephalus ridibundus (black-headed gull) is the source of this 2289-nucleotide messenger RNA. It is a transcript of the gene TRAF3IP3, whose product is annotated as TRAF3 interacting protein 3. The record is from RefSeq and is a predicted model, not a curated record. NCBI's taxonomy places the organism in Eukaryota, Metazoa, Chordata, Aves, Charadriiformes, Laridae. The transcript has 16 exons. The coding region runs from base 403 to 2145 and encodes 580 amino acids.